UAUUGAUAUUUAGAUUUUUUAAUAAUAAAUGUCCCUUGAAAAAUAAGAAUCUAUAUAACAUCAAAAUAUAACGAAUUUUUAUUACUUGUGAAACUAAAUACAUAACACUAUAUUAUACUCAUUAAAUUUCGGUCACUUAUUCAGGUAAAUCACUUUGAAAAAAACAAUGUAUUUGCGAUUCCAAAUAAUUCUGUCAUUUGGGCUAAUAUUUUCAUCAUCAGCACUGAUUAACCUUGCCCAAGUCAGCAAUUUUUUGUCAUCCAAUAAUUUACCACAAGCACAGAAUGCAUUCCAUAAUUGCAUUGCUAAUUUAAAAAUAAAUGGUUUUGAACAAAGGAAUUAUGACGAAAUCAAUCAAUAUUUAAGUAGACUGAGGGAUGAUAUAAUUUCCCGUAAAAUUAAACUAGAAAUAAUGAGUGAAAAAAUAGCUGAAUUUCUAAAUUUAGAUAUAUCUAAUAUUGAAGAAAAGUUUGAAGAGUGUUGUACAAUUUUCCACGAAACUUUGUUUAGAGUAGAAAAUGUCAUGUUAAAAGAAAGUGACAAUUUGGAAAUAUUCAGACGCAAAUUAACUAUGCGUUUUAAUCCAGCAUAUGAAAUUCUGCAAGAAUGCAUAAAGAAGUAUUCCCUGGUUGGAAAUGAUACGACAGACCUUGAUUGUUACUCAAAAGAUCCAAGUGGAGAAAAUUUUCAUGACUUUACAAUCAGACAUAUAUUUGACAUUGUUUCUGGUGAAGAUAAACCAGAUUUUUGCAUUAGUUAUUUUAAGAACUACAUAUUUAACGACAAUGUACCUUUCUCAAGGUAUUGUUGUGCUGUUUAUUACACGUAUUUGGUUUUAGAUGAUUCCACUUUAAAUCAAGAUUUGGGAACUAGUGAUAGAACUCAAUGAAUUCUAGAGAGAAUUUAUGGUAUCCGAACUCCCCUCUCUCAAUUUUUUCAAUGUAUUAGAUAUUUUUAUUAUAACUUUUAACAUUAUUCAUAAAUUAUUUUUUUCAAAUUAAAAAUUCAUUAAUGAUCAUUA
Messenger RNA from Daktulosphaira vitifoliae (grape phylloxera), 1021 nucleotides. RefSeq lists its product as uncharacterized. The record is from RefSeq and is a predicted model, not a curated record. The transcript is spliced from 6 exons. NCBI's taxonomy places the organism in Eukaryota, Metazoa, Arthropoda, Insecta, Hemiptera, Phylloxeridae. The coding region runs from base 167 to 889 and encodes 240 amino acids.